Molecule: messenger RNA, 1362 nt
Organism: Penicillium cinerascens
Lineage: Eukaryota; Fungi; Ascomycota; Eurotiomycetes; Eurotiales; Aspergillaceae
Product: FAD-dependent oxidoreductase
Exons: 3
Coding region: 1-1362 (453 amino acids)
Biological process (GO): secondary metabolite biosynthetic process
Molecular function (GO): monooxygenase activity; FAD binding
Source: RefSeq, a predicted model, not a curated record
AUGCGCGUUAUUAUCGUCGGGGCAGGUAUAGCCGGGCUGUCCCUCGCGAUCGCCCUCGCACAGGACAAGCACGAAGUAUUGGUCCUUGAAACAGCUUCCCAGCUAGCCGAGAUAGGCGCCGGUGUCCAAAUGACUCCUCAGGCUAUCAAGUACUUCUUCCAAUGGGGUCUCAAGGAGGACAUUCUGGCACAGUGCAUCAUACCGGAGAGAAUAAAUAUCAAGGACAAAGAUGGAACUAUGCUAGGGGUGAUGCAGAUGGAUAAGAUAGAGGAGCUGUAUCGUGCGCCAUAUAUUGUUAUUCACCGUGCGUCGCUCCAUGAUAUCCUCCAUCGCCAUGCUGUCCGUGCUGGCACGCAACUCCUGUUGGAGAGCAAGGUCGUUCGAUAUGACUUUGAAAAUGGCGCGGUUGAGCUGAAGAGUGGGAAGCGGCUUGAAGGAGAUCUUGUUAUAGCUGCAGAUGGCAUCAACUCAUUUGCCCGCUCACAACUUCUCGGACCCUCGGACCCAGGGUCUCAGCCUACCGGAUGGGCUGCCUUGAGAAUGAUGGCCGAAGUAUCCAAAAUCCAACAGAACCCCGCAACGGCAGACCUUGUCGACCUCAAUUCGUACAAUUCCAACCUCUGGAUCGCACCAGAUAGGUCAUGCAUGACAUAUCUGAUCAAAGAUGCCUCGAUCCUGAACAUAGUCCUAUCCCACCACGACGAUAUUGACAUGACAGAGCUCAGCUAUGAAGAUCACAAGAAACUUGUAGAUGAGCUGUUUGGUGACUUUGAGCAUCCUGUGCAACAACUACUCGACCUCUCACUGCCGAGAAUCGUGAAUUACCCUGUUUACGCAGUUCCACCUCUACCCCAUUGGACACAUUCAUCCGGUCGCUUCACCCUAGUUGGGGAUGCUGCCCACGCUAUGGCAUUUUAUAUGUCGAUGGGUGUCAGUCUCGCCGUCGAGGAUGCGGUCUCGCUGGCAACAAUCCUCAAUCUUGCAUGUCCUGAUUCUGGCACUCCAUCAGACAGAAAGAAGCUCAAAGAUGCACUCGCCGUGUUUGAAGAAGUUCGGAAGCGCAGAGCUGGAGAUGUGCAAAGAGCAAGCCUUCGAGCUGGAAAUUCUUUCCAUGUGGCUGACGGCAAGGAGAGGGAAGCGAUGUAUCGACUAAUGCGGCAUGCAAAUGAAGACUUUGAGGUUGAAGAAGAUUGCCUUGAUAAAGGCCGCAAUGGGCGGGAUGAUAUCGAUUGCGCGCUCGGUGGGCUUGCGAAUAAGAAGACUCGCGAUUGGUGUUAUGGGUAUGACGCUGUUGGGGAUGUGACUGAUGCGUACAGUCUUUUGAUCAAAUCCUCGUCGGGGGAAAAUGGCAUGAUGAGAUAG